AUGGCUAUGAGAUUCUUGAGGGAGGAGGAACCAACAUUGGUGGAGAGGAUCGAGGCGCUCGAAAACAUAAGUAUGGAUCGAACCCUGCUUGACCCGAGGUUCGAUGAGAAACAUCGAGCUCGGAGGAUCGAGGAUGGAGAGGUGCUCCACUGUUUGAGACCCAUGACCCACGAGGCUGCUACAAGCAUGGUGUACGACGAGAAGUACACGCCCCUUUUGAAGAGGGCCAACCUUGCUGCAGUCGCUCGUGUGUGCCGUCGCGGUACUCCACCUUUCAACCCAGCGGCGUUGACAGCUUUGAUCGAUAGGUGGCGUCCUGAGACACACACCUUCCACCUUCCUUGUGGAGAGAUGACCGUCACUCUAGAGGACACAGCCAUGAUCCUUGGAGUGAGAAUCAGAGGUUUUCCAGUGACCGGAGACACUGAGUCCGAAGGGUGGGAGAACCGAGUGCAUAACUUCUUGGGACGUGCACUACCAGAGCUUGAGGCAGGCAAGAAGAGAAGGAGCAGCGGGGUACCACUUAGGUGGCUUCGAGAGCAGUGGCAUCAGUGUCCACCAGACGCUGAUGAAGCCACAGUGAACUACUACUGCAGAGCAUAUGUUCUUCACAUGUUCGGUACGGUUCUCUUCCCAGAUGGCACUGGAGACACGGCUUCCUGGAUGUACAUCCCGUUCUUGCAAAAUUGGGAUGACGCUGGGAAUAGAAGCUGGGGCUCAGCCAUCUUGGCUUUCUUGUACCGCCAGCUGUGUGAGGCUUGUCAGAGGGCUGGAGGUACACAUUCUACUAUGUCUGGGUGCAUGCCACUCCUGCAGAUUUGGAUGUGGGAGAGGCUUCCUGUUGGAAGACCACAUAGGAUGCAACAGCCACCUGCUUGGUUCCCGGAAGGGGACACAAUCGUUGCUCCUACGGUGGCUCACCUCUACGAGCGUUGA
This is a messenger RNA of Sorghum bicolor (sorghum), 936 nucleotides long. RefSeq names its product protein MAIN-LIKE 1. Lineage: Eukaryota; Viridiplantae; Streptophyta; Magnoliopsida; Poales; Poaceae. The transcript is spliced from 5 exons. Gene Ontology annotation, biological process: meristem maintenance; meristem development. The record is from RefSeq and is a predicted model, not a curated record. Bases 1 to 936 code for a protein of 311 amino acids.